UUUCAACUUUUUAUGAAGUUGAUAAACAAAAACACACAAAAAUAGUUUGUAUUUACAUCUUGGGCUGCUGCAUUAAUACAGGCUGAUGAGGACACCAACAGGUGCCGUAGUGGACAGAUAGACCCCACAUGCUGCUUCCCCCACCUCUGUUUUGAAUAGCAGAGGGGCGUGGCUUAAGGAGGAAGCCCAUUCUUAUAUAUGUGUGUGUGUGUGUGUGUGUACGACAGAAGGUGAUGCAACGUCCAACAGAAUUAGCCGUAAAUUUGAACUUUAACUAGAGUCAACCACGGAGAGAAGACGGUGAGCUCACUUCUACGCAUAGAAAAGUUUCUGGAUUAGGGCAGAAUUAACACAAAGCAGCAACGCCACUCCAGCUACACUUGCAGAAGACGGAGGGGAAACCGAGACGGAGAGCCUGAAGUGACAGCGUGAAGAAACUUCGAGCGAGCCUCGGGGGGGAAAAAAGUUCUGAGUCCAUCCCGGACGGAAGACGCUGACACAGAGAGAGAGCAGCAGAGAGCCGGAGGAUCUUCGCCGCCAAGGUCCUGAAGCAUGGAAGAGAAGCAGUUUGCUGGGAUCCUGAAUGGAGCAGUUCCAGGAGAGCCGGUAAAGAAGGACGAAAACACCCGAAGAGGGAACUGGGGCAACCAGAUUGAGUUUGUGCUCACGAGUGUGGGCUAUGCUGUGGGCCUUGGCAACGUCUGGAGGUUUCCCUACCUCUGCUACAGAAAUGGAGGAGGUGCCUUCAUGCUACCGUACUUCAUCAUGUUGGUCUUCUGUGGCAUUCCUCUUUUCUUCCUUGAGCUUUCCUUUGGGCAGUUUGCCAGCCAGGGGUGUCUGGGUGUGUGGAAGAUCAGCCCCAUGUUCAAAGGUGUUGGCUAUGGCAUGAUGGUGGUGUCCACCUACAUUGGGAUCUAUUACAAUGUGGUCAUCUGCAUCGCCUUCUACUACUUUUUUAUGUCCAUGACAAACCUGCUGCCCUGGACCUAUUGCAACAACCCCUGGAACACGCCGGACUGCACCGGCGUAGUGGACAGCAGCUCCAAAAUCAACAGCAGCCUCGCCAACGCAACCACCAGCCUGGUGGCAGGGGUGUCUGAAGUCGUCAACCGCACCAAGAGGACCAGCCCCAGUGAAGAAUACUGGAAACACUAUGUUUUAAACAUCUCGGAUGAUAUUGGAAACUUCGGAGAGGUCCGUCUCCCUAUCUUGGGCUGCCUGGCUAUCUCCUGGUUCGUGGUUUUCCUCUGUCUCAUCAGGGGUGUCAAGUCCUCUGGAAAGGUGGUAUACUUCACAGCCACGUUCCCGUAUGUCGUUUUGACCAUCCUGUUCAUCCGCGGCAUCACCUUGGAUGGAGCCAUAAAUGGAAUUAAGUACUACCUGACUCCACAGUGGCAGAAGGUUCUGGAUGCAAAGGUGUGGGGAGAUGCUGCUUCACAGAUCUUCUACUCUCUGGGUUGUGCCUGGGGGGGUCUCAUUACUAUGGCUUCCUACAACAAGUUCCACAAUAACUGCUUCAGAGACAGCAUCAUCAUCAGCAUAACUAACUGUGCGACCAGUGUGUAUGCCGGCUUUGUCAUCUUCUCCAUCCUGGGCUUCAUGGCGCACCACCUGAACGUCCCCGUGUCUGAGGUGGCCGACCACGGUCCCGGUCUGGCUUUUGUGGCUUACCCCGAAGCGCUCACCCUGCUGCCCAUUUCUCCACUCUGGUCCCUGUUGUUCUUUUUCAUGCUCAUCCUUUUGGGACUGGGAACUCAGUUCUGUCUGUUGGAGACCCUGGUAACGGCCAUCGUGGAUGAGAUCGGCACCGACUGGAUCAUCCGAAACAAGACUGUGGUCACGCUCUCUGUGGCCGUUGCUGGUUUCCUGCUGGGGGUGCCUCUGACAACACAGGCUGGAAUCUACUGGCUGCUGCUGAUGGACAACUAUGCUGCCAGUUUCUCCCUGGUCAUCAUCUCCUGCAUCAUGUGCAUCUGCAUCAUGUAUAUUUAUGGCCACAGGAACUACUUCAAGGAUGUUGAGAUGAUGCUCGGCUUCCCUCCUCCACUGUUCUUCAAAGUCUGCUGGAGAUUCAUCUCCCCCGUCAUCAUCACUUUCAUCCUGAUCUUCACGGUGAUCCAGUACAAGCCCAUCACCUACAACGACUACGUGUACCCUGGCUGGUCCCUGGCCAUCGGCUUUGCCAUGGCGCUGUCCUCCGUGGUCUGCAUACCCAUCUACGGCCUCUUCAAGAUCUCAAGGUCCCCAGGAGCCACUUUCAGAGAGAGGUUGAAGGCCGCGUGCCAGGCGCAUCCAAAGUGGGGUCCGGCCCUGCGGGAGCACAGGACGGGCCGCUACGCGCCCAUGGCCUCCGAAGAGACCGCGGAGGCGCGCCCCUUCAAGGAGAAGGAGGAACUGAAGGAAGAGCAGAAGGAGGAGGAGAAAGAGAAGAAGGAGGAGAUCAGCCUCACCAUCCAGGGAAGCAACGGCUCCACCAACACACACAACAACCCCAACCCCAGCGCAUAGACGCGCCGCGUCUCCGCAUCAACACUACCCGGGCCGCCGCCCCUACCUUCUCCUCCCUCCCGUUUCCAUCCUUCUUCUCCAUCCCGCUUUCCCACAGCCCGCUGUGGGGGAGAUCCCAUUCGCUGGAGACCUUUACAUAUUGUAAGGGCUUAUUAUAUCUAUCCUAAUCUCUUCUAUCUGUCUGCGUGUUGUCUCUAGAUAAACGAAGAAAAAAAAAAAAAAAGAAAGGAAUCCAAAAAACACAUUGGUGUGUUUGUGUGUGUGCGUGAGUGACCACAUAAUAAUUUAAUAAUGCAGUUUGUUUUUCCUUUCCUUUUUUUUUUUUUGAUAAACUUGUAAAUGCCAUCUCCAUCAGCAGUAGAAGCUGCACGGUUCUCCUCUAGUCAGACGGCCGCCUCCGUGACGGCUAACUUGGUAGCGGCAGUGACUGGACAGCUGGAUGAGUUGUGGUUCGGAGGCUGUUUUGGAAGAGGGUCGAAUAUCUACCAUCCAUUUCUGGGCCUGAUGAUGCUAAAAAAGAAAAAAAGCCUCAUUGUGUGGCCAAACAUGGGUACGCCAAGUCCCGCUCUCACAGCACACGGUGACCUCAAACACAAGCUGAUCUCAGCUUCAAACUUAGCCUGUUUUUAUGCUGCUUUUUCUUUAUAUGAAAAAAGAAAGUUUUACAAAGCACAACAUCCUUGAAAUGUGCCACUAAAGGCUGAGGACACGUCCUCCAAUAGUUACCUUUAAGUUGCUCUGAGAGCCUGGCGAGGGAGGCGGGACUCCAUGGAUUUCAUUGAACUUCUUUUAUAUAUACUGUAUUUUUCGGACUAUAAGUCACUCUGGAGUCGCAACAGCCAAAGAAUCCAUAACAAAGAAAAAAAAUCCUAAAAACGUCAAAAUUUUGGAACACAUUUAUUUAACAAAAUAUGAAAACAAGAACAGACAUUUUAUUUUGAAAGCCAAAUCAUAAUAACAGAAUGACUAUAUUAGAGGUCUGCAACCUCCUUUUUUCAAGUAAGGGUUAAUAAAUUAGCAUUUACAUAAUUAGGAUAAGAUAAGUUUAUAAAUGUAUGGGUGAAGUGCACCUUGAAAAUAAACUAUUUUAAGGUUUUUACAUCCCUGAUGACUUGAAGAGGUCUUGUUUGUUCUUUGCUUCCUCCAGAUUUCCAAACUAAAGAAAACUUUGGUAGAAACUCUGAUUCUUUAUUAGUUUAAAGCACAUAUAUCUUAAUCUGUUCAGAGCUACGCUGUAAUUAAUCCUGUCUGGCACAAGAUGUCUUUUAUUUUGAAAGGAAAUCAUAUGAGCUUCUGUCAAACGUACAAAAUAAUUACACAUGAUGAGAAAAUGCAAGUUUCUUUUUUAUAUAUCUGUUUUUAUUCAUGCCACAGAAGAAACAUAAUUCAUAUUUAUUAUGGAAAAAUACAUUGUAAUAAACAGACAGCUGUAUCAAAAUAAGACUUUGUGGCUCCUACAAAGUUUGAUCUGUAGAAAACGAGCCCAAAUGGCUCUUUUACUGUUAAAGGUUGCAGACCCCUGGACUAUAUGUACGCGACACUACCAUAACUAUAUGUAGCCUCAUGAAACAUCAGAGGAUUCCAAUAUAUCAAGUUUUACUCAGAUGACUGUAUAAUUGGAUCGCCCCUGACAACGCGCGUUCAAUCGGACACUUCUAAUGAGAAGUCCAUGUAAAUGCGUGUAAAUCUGAGUUUCGGGAUUCUGCGUUUAAAACUCUCUUCUUCACACAUAGGUACGCAAGUUUCUACCACCGUUUUUGGGAUGUAUGUACAAAACAUCCAGGUUUUGUAGUCCAGGUUGAACUUUGACCCAUCAGGGACUUGGAUUUACUAGUGACGUAUGGAUAAUGACGAAUUAUACAACAGCAAGUCCUUCAUAUGUUGGAAUGGAACUAUAAAAGAAAAAGGCUGAAGAAAGAUUUGCGAAACUUCGACAUCUCACACUAAACGCCACCAUCUGUAGGUGGUGAAUUUGUGCUAGUAAAUAGUGGAAGAAGAAGAAGCCCAUCCCUGUUUGUCUAGUGUGAACACCACGAUGUGUCCAAAUUCCUUGACAACCCACUACAUAAUGAUCUGUAUAGUGUCCAAAUCUAAAGAUCACAAAUAUAGUACCCCAAAAAACUCUGCGAAAAAGCAGUGUGUAUCGAUGCUCACUAGAUUGGAGAAUAUAGACCACAAUGCAUUGCGUUUGAACAAUUUUUUGGUGAAAAAAAAAAAGUAUUUUCAUUCAUGUUUUUUUUAAUAAACCAUCCUAAGUUUUCAUCAUUGGAAAACAAUGGAUCCAUAAAUAGUUUUUGUUAACUUCUCGUACUUAUUAGGAUUGUACUUUGUAAAAUACUCUAGAUAGUAUAUUGUUUAUAGCUAGGCAGUGGGAGGGAAUUUGAACAUAGCCCAGGAGCUAAAAAAACACUAGACGCUUGCCCUAUGUUUCUGUAGCAUAAUACUGAACCGAACUUCUUCUUCUACAUUUCUGUCAGUAGCAAAAAUGGAUUUGAACACCUACAGUGCCCUCUAGUGGUUGUUGCUAUCACAUAUAAGUCGUAUCCCCGCCCAAAACUAUGCAAAAAAAAACACAUCUUAUACUCCGAAAAAUACAGUAUAUACGUAUUUUCCAGAAAAGGUCCCACUGUCCAUUUCUCAGGGUCCAAGUGAAGGUACACUUUGUGGUUCGUUGCCUGUGGAAACUGUGCCAACACCUGAAACCACCUGACUUUACUGGCUGUUGAGAAACGCCGCCCAAAGCAGGUGGAUGCAACUCACCUUACACAGAAGGCCAUUUCUUCUUAAGUCUUCCAGGCAUUGUUUGUUUCUGUUGACUAAAAUGUAUCUUAAGGUGUUUAUGAAGGACAGUCUGUGUUCAUUGUUGGUGUCUCCGGCGGGUUCAGGCAUCCAACUGAAAUGUUUCUGGUUACGUGUGUGUCAGACAUCCUGUUACCGUCAGGAACCUGUAAUGCAUAAAGAAACACUCGAUUUAAGCUCUGAGCCAAGUUGUCACCGACGGAGAGACAGACGGCAGAGGGAUGCUGCUCGUUUCCAGAAGAAAACGUGGAAAAAAAAAAAACUUGUAGUUUUAAACAUAGCUGCUUAUUAUUCUUCUCUCAGUAGACGUUUCCUUUUUACCUCUUAUUGUAAAGUACGAUAGUAAAUAAUAUUAAAAAUAGGAUGUUUAUUUUGUAUAAAAAGUAAAUCUAUAGAAUUAACUGUUUACAAUUCCUCAUCUGUGACUUGAUUUCUUGUUGUUUUUUGUUGGAGGGCAUUACUAUUAGAAAGUUACUGGUUCCAAGUGCAGUUUACCUAGUAACCACUAGGUGGCUUGAUGCACACAAACAAAGCAGCCCAUUCGCUUGAUUUUACAGCACAAACAAGAACAGACAUUUUUUUUUUUUUUAAAAAAAGGAUAUGGUUUUUCAACUUGCAUACUGUUGUCAUAGCUGGGAAAUAAUGGCUUGAAAUCUGCCCUAAAACCCAAGAGGUGACGUGAAUGCAUUCCAUUUUUUAACCUAUUGUGUACCAAAGCCUUGUAUAACAACUGGGUUUGGUUUCCCAAGAGUAUGUAUUUAAAUGUGGUGCAGAUUUGGUUCAUGGUGUCAUAAAAGCAGGACCAAGAAACUUGUAAGAGCACUUAGAACAUUUGAAUCUAAUACACAGAGUUUUUCUAUCAAAUAGGGUACUUCUGUAGUUAAGAGCAACGUCUUGCACAGCAGAAUUGAGCACAAAAACCGUAGACAUAAUGCUAAUGCUGCAAAUUCACCUUCAUGUCCGGCUAUGUCACAUAGGUUUAAGUUUGAGUAAAGCACAGCUCAGAUAUCUGUUAGGUAAAAUAGACUCAAAGCACUUAAUUUAGCAUGUAAUGUUAAUUUAUUGUAUUUUUUUUAAUUUGGAGAAUUAUGUUUUGGGGUGAAAACGCUGACUGGUUUAAUAUGCAAAUAGUGAAAUAAUAGUAAGAUCCUUUGACACGUGGUACACGGCUAACCUCCACAUGCUAGCUGCACUGCUGCUACUAUAAAGAUACCAAUUUAUCCCACUUCUAAAAAUAUAAUUUUGUGUCUUUCAUUGUAAAAAAUAUAGCAGAGGUGAUUUAAAUAUUUAGAAAUUUAUAUCUAACAUCAAAAAUUACAACCUACAGAUACCACUCUGUACUUUAACUUCUGGACAUGCUAUCAUGCUAAACUGCUUUAGCCGCUUACAGCUACACCACUACUCCUGAAAUAAAUUACCGUAAUUUCCGCACUAUAGGGCGAUUAUAAGGCACCAAAGUCUGUUUUCAAAUUUAUGUCAUAGAUAAUGCGCACAGAACUAUUACUGGCAGUAAGCCAGAAAAAAAAGUUAGAGAUAAGUUUGUCAGUCGUUCUUUAUUAUCUGCAUUUACAGUAACUCUAAAAGGUGUUUGUAGCACACUAACGCUAGCUGCGUUAGCGUUUUCACAUUACUUGAAACCCCCAAUUUUGCUUAAUACACGUAAAAAAAACCAGACUGAUACAGCUAAAACAAACGUUACGCUGACUAUGAUAGCUCCCAACCUUGUUAGUAAUGCAUAAAAAAGAGACGAAGUCUGAGAAUGCUACAUGCUAGCUGUGUUAGCGUAUCCUCUAUAAAAUCCAAAUGCAUUUUUUAAAUAAAACCCAAAUACCACUAAAACUAAAGUUACUAUGCUAACUCCCAACUUCAUUAGCAAGAGGUUAAAUAAAAACAAAGCCUGAAACCGCUAAUUGUUAGCCACGUUAGCAUAUUCGCAAUACCUCCCAACCUCGUUUGCCACACGUAAAAAUAAGCUUAAACUAUAAUUUAUGACUGAAUAUUCAGCUACGGUGCACCUUCUUUACCUCAAAAUGCACCAGAUAAGUAGUAGACCCAUUACAUCUUAAGUUCAAUUUUAAACUUUUUUUUUUUUUUUUAAACCUGAUUUUAUGCAUUUAAGCUGACUGUAGCUGUAUAGCUAUUGCUCAAAAUUCCAUCAUGCCUGAUGAGGCAAUCAGAUGCUUUGACAAAAUCCUAAAACUAUAAUUUGCUGUUAAAGAAGCACCAACUAUAAGGCCAUAGAAAUCAGUUGUGGGAUCACAUGUAUGUAAGUAACAAUUUAUUCUAUAAACUUAAUUUAAUGAACAACCCAAAAUAAAUCAAAGAGAAGAACUAAGAUUAAAAUCUUGAGAUAUCUGAACUCAUAUCUGAACUUGCUUUUAUCAGACUUAUCCUUAUUUUUCCCGUAGUGGACAGAAAAAUGUGAUCUUCUUGUAUAAGUUU
Molecule: messenger RNA, 7749 nt
Organism: Oryzias melastigma (Indian medaka)
Lineage: Eukaryota; Metazoa; Chordata; Actinopteri; Beloniformes; Adrianichthyidae
Gene: slc6a9
Product: solute carrier family 6 member 9
Exons: 14
Coding region: 553-2508 (651 amino acids)
Biological process (GO): synaptic transmission, glycinergic; glycine import across plasma membrane; neurotransmitter transport
Cellular component (GO): plasma membrane
Molecular function (GO): glycine:sodium symporter activity
Source: RefSeq, a predicted model, not a curated record